Molecule: messenger RNA, 1005 nt
Organism: Babesia sp. Xinjiang
Lineage: Eukaryota; Apicomplexa; Aconoidasida; Piroplasmida; Babesiidae
Exons: 1
Coding region: 1-1005 (334 amino acids)
Cellular component (GO): histone acetyltransferase complex
Source: RefSeq, a predicted model, not a curated record
AUGUCAGCUUCACCAAGUACGCUAUUGUUACGAGGUAAGUGUGGCAGUUAUGGCGAUACCCCUGCUGUGUCGGACUACCCUUCUCGUGAGCAGCGGAGACAAUCAUUUAUGCGCCACAAACGUCAAGAUAGCUCUACCGAGGGUAGUACAACCGUGGCCUAUGGCAAGGCCACUCGUCGGGUGAGCUCUUCAGCCAAUUCAGACACCUCUGAGUCACAUCAAGAGGCAUCAAUGACCCCAGCUCAACGUUGCGCUUCAAAAGAGGUUCCUAGGGCCACAAGGAGGCGUUACACUAGAUCUACCAACGACAGUUCGUUAAAUACUGACGUUCCGAGCUCUGGAUCGGCUACGUUGGGUGACUCCGUCACCCGUAGCAAGGUUACCGGUGGUAAUGGUGGUUCUAAGGUACCAGAUCCGGUAACCGCCAAGGAUACAUCCACCUCUGCUAAACGUCCUUUGGAACCAUCUUCGGAAGCAACGCGUGACGUCAAGUAUGGUACCGAAAAUCGCAAAAAUACCUUCAUCGAUUCAACGCUUCUUGACGAGGCAUUGAAUAAUGAGGAUAUCGCAAAGGCACAGUCUGAUCUGCAAGAUAUAGACUCAUUGUCACUAUCACAUUCUCAUAGCCACAGUCAUGUGGGUAGUGUUGAUGAGGAUGAUGAGCGGAAGCGUAAGAGGCGCAAGUGUUCACGUCUCCAGGAGACUAUAUUGCGUGUGCUUUCCAAGGCCAGGUCCGAUGUCCAUCAUUUGGAUGAGAAAAUCGCUUCGCUGGAGUCUCAAUACUUUUCGCAGCCAGACGAUACGACAGGUCUUAUAAAAGGCUGGGAGAGUAACUUGAUUGGUGGUAUACACGCCAAUUCUCACAACAGCAAGGCACGCAAGGGUCUACCCCCUAAGGCGAAACAGUGUCAAGGUAGGGCGCAAACGUUCAUAAAUGAACACAUAUUCUCACUUACAAGCUCAAAUUGCGCUGUUUCAAAGACGUUGCUGGACAAGCAUGAAUAA